Messenger RNA from Ogataea parapolymorpha DL-1, 1770 nucleotides. RefSeq lists its product as uncharacterized. The coding region runs from base 1 to 1770 and encodes 589 amino acids. The record is from RefSeq and is a predicted model, not a curated record. Lineage: Eukaryota; Fungi; Ascomycota; Pichiomycetes; Pichiales; Pichiaceae. The transcript has a single exon.
AUGAACACCAUUUGGAUUAAACUGUUUGUGGCCGUCGCGGCCUGCCACGGCGUCCAGGCCAUGAACAUGGAAGCCCACAGCCACGCAACCUCCACGCUUUCUGCCCCCCUUAACCUCAGCACCGUGGUCCCUGUCGCACACGAGGCUCAUCACAUGCACGGCGUGCCUAUCCUCGAGACAGAACUCACUCCAGCAGAGAGAUUGUUCUGGGAGGCCUACAACACCACGUCCUACUUCACCGUCGAGACCCCCUACAAGUCGCAAUUGUACGUCCAUCUCGGCCUCGUCUACGCUGCUUUCAUUCUGGUGUACCCACUUGUGCUUGUUCUGCGCAACGUUAACUCGAAAUGGUUCCUUCCAUCGUUGACCGUGCAUUCCGCCAUGGUGAUCGCUUCGCUCUUUAGCUACUCGCUCUUCAUCAGCAACGCCCCGGACUUGUACCCAAACAACGCCUACUCCAAAAUGAGCACUGGCCUGUUCUUCCUUGUGAUUGUCCACCUGUUCAGCUCGUUUGUUUACACAGCCAAGAAAUGGCUCGAGGGCCCUUCGCCAGCUACGCACGCGCCAUUGCCAGGUAAAGACAUCCAGAUGAGCGAGCUCAACGGGUUUGCAUCGCCUUCGAGCACGCUGUAUGACUCAGACGACCGUCUGCAUCGUCUGAGCGCCGACUCGUUCGAUCUCGAGGACCAGGGCUCGUCCACGCCAACUAGCCACCGCUCGGUAGCCGCAUCACCACAGAAGCCCGAUUUUGUCCUCUCAAGAUUGUUCCAGCUGGCCCCCGUCGCCAAACUCGUGUCCAUCUUCGGAUUGGCCUCGACCUUUAAUUUCCACGUCCUUAAUUACGGUAUGCUGUGCUACUUUUUAAUUUACGCCCCAACGGGCAUCGCUGUGCUCAGCUGUAUCGGCAUGGGCAAUCACGUGUUCAACUUGCUGGCACACUUCAUUAAAGGCGGCGUUUUCUUCAGUCUUGGAAUCGUCUCACUCACCAGAUACUGCGGCGGCUGGACCAAGCUCGGCUGGGCUUGGAACAGGUCGUAUAUCCUGCCUUUUGAGAAGCCUACGUCGUUCUGGUACAAGCUCCAGCCUAAAAACGGCAUGAUCACCAUGGAAAUGGUGGAGAGCUCGCUAAUUCUGUUCUACGGCUCUACCAACGUCUUUCUGGAGCACCUGGCUGCUCCGGGCGGCCCAUGGACGGCGAAGGACCUCCAGCACGUGUCGAUCGCUUUCCUGUACAUCGGUGCGGGCUUGUGCGGCGUGGUGGCGGAGCUGAAACUCGCCGACUGGCGUCUUGAGAAGUUCUACUCCCAGGUCGGCUCAGACUUUGAGGUCCAGGGAUACCGUCCUGCUCACGUGACCCCAGGAUUCAGUCCUAAUCCGUUCCCAGCCUUCACGAUUUUCUGGACCGGGCUGCUGAUGUCGCAGCACCAGCAGGCCUCUGAGCUCUCUACGAGUGUCCAUGUGCAGUGGGGAUCGCUUUUGACGUACGGCUCUGUGGUUCGGUUGGUGACCUUCCUGCUAAUGAUCUUCUUCCCAAAGAGCCAGUCGUUCCAGCCAUCCAGACCGUUCACAGAGCUCAUCACGUCUUUCUGUCUGCUCUGUGGAGGUCUGGUCUUUAUGGAGAGCACGGAUCCUGUCAUCAUGGCGCUCGAGUACAGAGGCUUGACCCCAAUGUUCACGAUGAACGUGAGCGUGGGCGUGGUUUCGCUGCUGAUGGCCUGGAUCAUGUGUGUGUUCUCCAUCAGAGACCGGCUCAAAACCGGCUCGCACUAA